Messenger RNA from Cercocebus atys (sooty mangabey), 2523 nucleotides. RefSeq names its product cat eye syndrome chromosome region, candidate 1 (gene ADA2). The coding region runs from base 273 to 1796 and encodes 507 amino acids. Gene Ontology annotation, biological process: inosine biosynthetic process; adenosine catabolic process. The record is from RefSeq and is a predicted model, not a curated record. The transcript has 10 exons. Gene Ontology annotation, molecular function: adenosine deaminase activity. NCBI's taxonomy places the organism in Eukaryota, Metazoa, Chordata, Mammalia, Primates, Cercopithecidae.
UCAAAUGCACACAGCAAGCAUGCAUGUAAACCACACACUUGCCACUCCGGCUGCCUCAGCGCUGCAGAGCCCCUCUCCGCUGCCUGUCCUCGGAUCCCUGGUGCACACUGGAGGGAAGUAAAACCUACCCAGACAGGAAGUGAAGCAGUUGGUGAGCUUUUCUGGUGAUCUGCACAGAUGCUGGGGCACUAAGCAAACAGCCAUCAGUUUCUGGAGCUGUUCUAAGUCCCGUGGAGUCUCCAUUGGAGCCAUUUCGUCGUCCAGGCAUCCCGAUGUUGGUGGAUGGCCCAUCUGAGUGGCCAGCCCUGCGCUUCUUACUGUUGGCUGUGGCAAUGUCUUUCUUCCGCUCAGCUCUAUCCAUAGAUGAGGCGCAUCUGUUGUUGAAAGAAAAAAUGAUGCGGCUGGGGGGGCCGCUGGUGCUAACCACCAAGGAGGAGCAGGCCAACGAGAGGCUCAUGACGCUCAAAAUCGCUGAGAUGAAGGAGGUCAUGAAGACCCUGAUAUUCCCACCCAGCAUGCACUUUUUCCAGGCUAAGCAUCUCAUUGAGAGAAGUCAAGUGUUUAAUAUUCUAAGGAUGAUGCCAAAAGGGGCUGCCUUGCACCUCCAUGACACUGGCAUCGUGACUAUGGACUGGCUGGUGAGGAAUGUCACCUACAGGCCUCACUGCUACAUCUGUUUCACCUCGAAGGGGAUCAUGCAGUUUAGAUUUGCUCACCCAACUCCCCGUACAUCAGAAAAAUGUUCCAAGUGGAUCCUGCUGGAGGAUUAUCGGAAGCGGGUGCAGAACAUCACUGAGUUUGACGACAGCUUGUUGAGGAAUUUCACUCUGGUGACCCAGCACCCAGAGGUGAUUUACACAAACCAAAAUGUUGUCUGGUCGAGAUUUCAAACCAUCUUCUUCACCAUCUCUGGUCUCAUCCGUUAUGCACCAGUGUUCAGAGACUAUGUCUUCCGGAGCAUGCAGGAGUUCUACGAGGACAACGUGCUCUACAUGGAGAUCAGAGCCAGGCUGCUGCCGGUGUAUGAGCUCAGUGGAGAGCACCACGACGAAGAGUGGUCAGUGAAGACUUACCAGGAAGUAGCUCAGAAGUUUGUGGAAACUCACCCUGAGUUUAUUGGAAUCAAAAUCAUUUAUUCAGAUGACAGAUCCAAAGACGUGACUGUCAUUGCAGAAUCCAUCCGAACGGCCAUGGGGCUCCGAACCAAGUUCCCCACGGUGGUGGCAGGGUUUGAUCUGGUAACCCAUGCUGUGAACAGAAGGGCUGCCUGUUUAUACAAGGAAAGCUUGAGAUCCCAGGGGAUGGCGUUUAGCUGGCCUUAUUCUUCCGCCGGAGAGACAGAUUGGCAGGGCACUUCUAUAGACAAGAACAUUCUGGAUGCUCUGAUGCUGAACACCACCAGAAUCGGCCAUGGAUUUGCUUUGAGUAAACACCCCGCAGCCAGGGCUUACUCCUGGGAAAAGGACAUCCCCAUAGAAGUCUGUCCCAUCUCUAACCAGGUGCUGAAACUGGUGUCUGACUUGAGGAACCACCCUGUAGCCGCUCUGAUGGCCAUUGGGCACCCCAUGGUAAUCAGCUCUGAUGACCCAGCCAUGUUUGGUGCCAAAGGCUUGUCGUACGAUUUCUAUGAAGCCUUCAUGGGCAUUGGGGGGAUGAAGGCUGACCUGAGGACCCUCAAACAGCUGGCCAUGAACUCUAUCAGGUACAGCACCCUGUUGGAGAUGGAGAAAAAUACCUUCAUGGAAAUCUGGAAGAAGAGAUGGGAUAAGUUCAUAGCGGAUGUGGCUACAAAGUGAGGAGAAGCUAGCCAGCCCUCCACAAGCUGUCUUCUCAAACCCACUGUCACUGCCUCUCACUCGUUCUUGAAUCAGCUCCAUGUCCCCACCAAAUCAACGGCCUCUGUGUGGAGCGACGGUGUCAGAAGCACUUGGCUGGCUGACCAAAGUCAUCCUCUAGAAAUAUUCUCUCUCAAUCACAGUGACAUUGACCCUCUUGGUUUUCUCCUCUCUCUGGCCAUUUCUUCCAGUUUCCCUAUUUCAGAGUCUCCUCCUCUCUCUGAUCUCUGAUCUCUGUGCUGUUUCCUCAGGACUCAGUCCUGGGCUCUCUUCUAUUCUGGUCUCUUUAUUUUUUUAUUUUAAAAAUGUUUUUGAGAUGGAGUUUUGCUCUUGUUGCCCAGGCUGGAGUGCAGUGGCGCGAUCUCGGCUCAGUGCAACCUCCGCCUCCCGGGUUCAGGCAAUUCUCCUGCCUCAGCCUCCUGAGUAGCUGGGAUUACAGGCAUGUGCCACCACACCCAGCUGAUUUUUGCAUUUUUAGUAGAGACAGGUUUUCACCAUGUUGGUCAGGAUGAUCUCGAUCUCUUGAAUUCGUGAUCUGCCCACCUCUGCCUCCCAAAGUGCUGGAAUUACAGGCUGAGCCACCAUGCCUGGCCUCUUCUGGUCUCUUUAACUCUCUCCUCUUUAUUUCUCUUCUCUCUCUGUACUCUUUUCCUGGGUGGUCUCAUCCAUUCCUUUGCUUUCUCAUACC